AUGGUUGAAUCCACAAGGAUGAAAGAAGAGCUGACCAUCACUUCCAAACUGGAAAAGCUGAGCUCCAAGCUCUAUGUGAAUUCCUGUAUCAAAAGCUGCAACAUCUUUGCCAUGAAGGACUCAUUCAACCUUUUAGGGAGUUUCAGUGGUUGCGUUAAUGGUUUGGCAGUUCUUUGGCACCUCUCAUUCAUCCCAUUUUGCUUCAGCCAGCUGCAACUUAAGACUGCGCUUCCACUUAAACGAAAUUUUCCAUUCCUUGCAAUAUGGAAUGCACCAACGGAGCUAUGCACAAAGAAGUUUGGAGUGACUUACAAUCUGAAACCUUUUCCGAUGGUAUCCACCACACGAAGAAGUCCGCUUCAGCAGGACAUUAGGAUCUUCUUCAAUGGCAUGGUUGGCUACUAUCCUCACUAUAAUGAGUUGACUGGUCAAGAGUUCAAUGGUGGCAUCCCACAGCAGGUCAAAAUGGAUGAGCACUUGCAAAAGGCCGCACAGGAUAUUGAAGGGUUAAUUCCAUCCAACACGUCCAGGGGUUUAGCAAUUAUUGACUGGGAAAAUUGGAGGCCUCUUUGGGAUCGAAACUGGCACCACAAGUUCAUCUACCAACACCAGUCCAUUGAAUUAGUCCAGCAAAGGGAUCUUUCCUUAACAAGGCAAAGGGCAGCUGCUAUUGCCAAGACUGAAUUCGAAGACGCUGCGAAACAGUUUCUAUUAAAGUCUUUGCAGCUGGGAAAGAAAUUAAGACCAAAUCAACUCUGGGGAUAUUACUUAUUCCCCCAUUGUUACAACUAUAUGCACAAGAACAAACACAGAACGUACACAGGGAGGUGUCCAUCCCAUGCAAUAUCACGGAACAAUGAACUCCUCUGGCUAUGGCAAGAAAGCACAGCCCUAUACCCUAGUAUUUAUAUGUCCAGAAUAUUCAAGUCUUCCAACAACGCAAAACUUUUUGUACAGAAUCGUGUCCGAGAGGCGAUGAGAGUGGCAGCAUUUUCCAAGGAGAACCAUUCUCUCCCUGUCUAUCCCUACACCAGAGUAGUCUAUCGUGAUUCUCUGAAUGAAACUCUCUCUGAGGACGACCUUAUCAGGACAAUUGGUGAAAGUGCCUCUCUGGGAGCAGCGGGGAUCGUUGUGUGGGAAAGCUCAAACAUAACUCAAAAUCAACAAUCGUGCUCAGUGUUGCAGAGUUUUAUUGACGAUGUCUUGGGUCGCUACAUCUUAAAUGUAACCCGUGCAGCCAGAUUGUGCAGCAGGGCGUUGUGCAGCAACAAAGGAAGGUGUUUAAGAAAGAACUGGGAGUCCAGCGACUACCUCCACUUGAACCCAAGCAGCUUCAAGAUACACAGAAAACGAAAUGGGCAGCUUUCAGUAAAAGGCCAAGAAUCCUUCAGUGACCUGUUGUACCUGGCUGAGAAAUUCACCUGUCAGUGCUAUGUUGGAAAAAACUGUGACUUUCAGUCCCCUGUUCGCCAACACAACUGAACUUCAUGUUGAUUCAGCACGAAACGCAUUCUUCAAGAAACAUGCUUCAACUAAAAUUGUUAGUUGUCAGAUUUUACAUUAAAUGUAGAGGGAAGGAUCACUUUCACCAAAUAUGGCACAAAGAGGGGAGGUGAAGAUUAGCUUUCUUGAUCACCCUGCUGAAAAAUGGGCUUAUGUGAACGUGACACGAAGGAAAAAAAGGGAAAAGAAAGACUUGUAUUUACAUAGCAUUUUUCACAACCACUGGAUAUCUCAAAGCGCUUUACAGUCAAUGACUACUCUUUGAAGUUCAAUCAAAUGUUGUAAUGUGGGAAAUGGGAGAGCUAUUGUAAGAUCAGCACAUUCCCACAAGCAGCAGUAUGAUAAUGACCAGGACACCUCCUCUUUUAUGAUGUAGAUACAGGGAUAAAUAUUGGCCAGGACACUGAGGAAAACUCAAUAGUGCCAUGAGAUCUUUUAUAGCAGACUGAGGGGUGUCAGUUUAACAUCUCAUCCAAAAGACAGUGUGGCAUUCUGUCCAUAUGGCACUGAACUGUCAGCAUGAAAUCUGUAAAUCCAGAGACGCAACUAAGGCUCCGGUGACCGGGGUUCGAAUCCAUGCCAUGGCAGAUGGUGGAAUUUGAAUUCAAUAAAAAUCUGGAAUUAACAAUCUAA
Messenger RNA from Chiloscyllium plagiosum (whitespotted bambooshark), 2136 nucleotides. Lineage: Eukaryota; Metazoa; Chordata; Chondrichthyes; Orectolobiformes; Hemiscylliidae. The record is from RefSeq and is a predicted model, not a curated record.